AUGCCAGGCUCAAUACCUAGCAUGGCUGUGCAGAAGAAACAGAGUGGCAUCCCUCCAUCGCAGGGACCACUGUCUACACGUACCAUCGAGCGCCAGGGGAAGGGGAACGGACUUGAGAGAACAGGAGUGGCUAAUGGACCUAAUGUCGACGAGAGGCUGAAGGCAGCGCGAGAAAGAAGAGAGGAGCGGGAGAAGUUAGUCGCCUCCCGGGAGCUGAGCAGGUUGGAGCGGGAGCAGCGGGCCCGGCAAUUCCAUCAACAGCAAGUGGAGGAGCGCAAGAAAAAGAUCCUGGAGCAGAGGCACAGAGAGGACAGGAGGCGCUCGGCUGUGGAGGAGAAGCGCAAGCAGAGGCUGCAGGAGGAGAAAGAGCGAUAUGAAUCUGCAGUGCGCAAGACGCUGGAAAAGAGCCAGAGGGCCCAACACAAUAUCAGUCCAAACACAAGGGGGAGGAAGAUAACCAAGAUCAACGUUCCACGCCGCUUACCCCUGACACCAUGGGAGAAGAACUUGGUCAGUCGCCUCCUUACUCCCACUUGCUCUUAUCUGGCCAGGAGCAAGAGUGCUGGUUGUCAGUCAGGAGAAGAAGUUGUCCAUGUUUGUCGCCGUGCAGUUUCAUUCCACUCCAUGAACACCACCACCAACUCCUCCACUCCUCACAAACCCCAGCAACACUCUGGUUCAGUCCAACAGAGGCCAUCUGCCUCCCCAAGUCCCAACAACAGAAGCCUCCAUCUGGCACAGAUUAAAACACCAAAACAGCAAGACUCCAUUAAGACGCCAGAGAGUAAGAAGAACUCAAGCAGGGGCUCAAACAUCAGAUCCGUCAACACCAGUGUGAAACCAGCCACAGUGACACAGAGCAGAAAAAACUCACCCUCACCAGAUCGGAGUCCUCGAAGAUCAGUCAGCAGACAUUCAACCCCGCUGCAGCUCGAGCUCACAACGGUCCCCGAGGAGGCUGUUUGUCACUCUGCCCUCGCUCCUGGUAACUCAAGGCCUGUCAGGACAUCAUCUGGAGGUCGGACAGAGAAAACGAGGAGUGAAACACCAGAGCCAGUGACUCCCCGUCUGAACGUGCCCAACAAAGCUCCUACAACCGCACCAGUGAGAGAUAAAAGUCCUUCCCAUAGACCUCCUGAACCAUCCACCCAGACUUCUGAAGUCGUGAGCAGGACCUUGGCUGGAACCACAGACCAAGAGGCCGCCUCACGUCUCCUGGCUGAAAAGAGGAGAGAGGCCAGACUACAGCGGGAGAGAGAUGAGCAGGAGCGUCUGCAGAGAGAGGAGGCAGAAAGGCGCAGUCGUGAAGAAGCGGAGCACAGGAGGGCAGAGGAGCGAGCACAACAGCAGGCCGAAGAUCAGCGUCUAAUGGAGGAGAAGAGGAGGAGGGAGGAGGAAGAGCAGCGACGAGCCGAGGAAGAGAGAGCUCAGGCCAAGAGGGAAGUCGCCCUCCUGCAGAAACAGAGAGAGGAGGAGGAAGCCAGGGAGAGGGCGAAGGCGGAGAAGCUGAAACAAGAGCGACAGAUGCUCGCACAAAAGGAAGAGGUCGACCGUCAAGAAAGAAAAAAGCGACUAGAGGAGAUCAUGCGGAGGACCAGAAGGACCGAUUCUCCAGAUACGAAGUCCUCACCAGUCCGGCUCUUACCAAACGCACCCAAACCAAAGGAAAACACAGAGCCUGUGCACAAUGGCACCAUGGAACAUGUCGUCAAGUUGCCAGUGGGCACCAGGUCCGCACCGCUGGGGCUAAACAAUGAGGAGGAGGGGGUACCUGUUGUUGCCUUCAAAGAACGAAGGUCUCUCCGAACGCUCACCGGCCUGGAGGAAAUCCAGACCCACCAGCGAGCAGAGGUCAUCUGA
Pleuronectes platessa (European plaice) is the source of this 1860-nucleotide messenger RNA. RefSeq names its product microtubule-associated protein 7a (gene map7a). Gene Ontology annotation, cellular component: microtubule cytoskeleton. The record is from RefSeq and is a predicted model, not a curated record. The coding region runs from base 1 to 1860 and encodes 619 amino acids. Gene Ontology annotation, biological process: microtubule cytoskeleton organization. NCBI's taxonomy places the organism in Eukaryota, Metazoa, Chordata, Actinopteri, Pleuronectiformes, Pleuronectidae. The transcript has 14 exons.